Danio aesculapii is the source of this 5371-nucleotide messenger RNA. RefSeq names its product zinc finger protein 628 (gene znf628). The record is from RefSeq and is a predicted model, not a curated record. The transcript is spliced from 7 exons. Gene Ontology annotation, biological process: regulation of transcription by RNA polymerase II. Gene Ontology annotation, molecular function: RNA polymerase II cis-regulatory region sequence-specific DNA binding; DNA-binding transcription factor activity. Gene Ontology annotation, cellular component: nucleus. NCBI's taxonomy places the organism in Eukaryota, Metazoa, Chordata, Actinopteri, Cypriniformes, Danionidae. Bases 463 to 4746 code for a protein of 1427 amino acids.
CAAACUGGCGACUGCUGGUUAGUUUGUGCUCUAGAAUAUUGUUAAGGUUGUGUGGACUAUCACUGCGGAUUUCGGCCUUAUAUAAUUACAUUAAACACAGCUAUUGCUCAGCAUUGGACCAAGGGAAUAAUAAAUGCAUAGAAUAAUGCACUUAUUGCGACAAAUAUCGCGACGCGUGAGGAACGAAGAAGAGGAUGAGAUGGUUUCGAGUAGGCCGGCUCGAGAUGGCACAAUUAAUUUAGCGAACAGUCGAUAAAGCCAUCCGCCGUUGAUCUGUGGAGAAACUAAGUGCUCUAUCAACUAAAGAAAAGACGAGGGAAGACAUUCUGCCUGAGAAAAGGUUUUCUGGCUGAAAUGUGAGCCCAAACUCUACCAAACACAAGCCAUGGCUGCCAUUAUUGGAACAAAACCACGAGACGACUGAGUACCUUCACUACAGCCCAAUUUUUGUCACCAGCUGUGAUGGCCAACACUGUUGCUACUCUGGUGGUCCAAACCGAACUCUUAACUUCUCAAACACCUUCCGCCCUUUCUCCUUUUCCUUCCCUACUUCCUUCUGUAGAGGAUGGAGAGGAGGAUGGAGGGAAGGGAGAAGAGGGCAAAGAGUCUGAAACGGUCGUGCUCACAGGUGACAUGGUGACAUCAUCAACGGCACCUGUUACAACGGUGGCUCAAAACCCGGAGCAUCCAUUUCAGUGUCUGGACUGCGGCAAGAGUUUUAAGUGGUCAUCCAGACUGGCACAUCAUCAGAGAAGCCAUAACAAUGAAAGGCCAUAUCGUUGUAACAUUUGCCCUAAGGCCUUCAAAGGCUCAUCUGCCCUAUUGUACCACCAGAGGUCUCAUUCUGGAGAGAAGCCCUACAAAUGUGAUGACUGUGGUAAAGCAUUCAAACGCUCCUCUCUUCUACAGAUUCAUCGAAGUGUGCAUACAGGUCUACGCACUUUCCAGUGCUCCUACUGCCCUCUGACCUUCAAGUGGAGCUCACACUACCAGUAUCACCUCCGCCAGCACACUGGUGAAUGUCCGUACCCAUGUGACAGCUGCUCCAAAGCCUUCAAGAACUCAAGCAGCCUCCGCCGCCAUAAGAAUGUACACCUGGGCUUCAAGCCUUACGUCUGUGACGUCUGCAAUAAAGCUUUCAGCCAGUCCACCAAUCUGCGACAGCACAUGCGCAUACACACAGGGGAGCGUCCAUAUAUUUGCGGAGAUUGUGGCCGCAGCUUCACUCAUUCUUCCAACUUGGCGCUGCAUCGCAUCUCUCACAUGGACGGGAAGGGGAAAAGUGCUGGGAAGGCUGGAGGGGUCAACUCAGCAACUCGUCAGGUGGAAGUGGUGCUGACGGAGGAUUUGACCACUGUUGGUAUGAGCAUUUCCGAAAUGGUUGGCCUUGUGGGUGGACAGGAAGGAGCAGUCGGGCAGGUGUUCCUGUCUCACAGUACACCUUCACCUGCUACCUCAGUUUCAGCCAAUCAGAACCUCCUGCCACAACUAACACUCACACCUACUUCCUCUUCUGUCACGGACACAGAUCAUAUCCACAUGAACAAGGGUGACACGUGUGCUAAUGUCUUGCUUUUCAGCUGUGGCAGUUGUAAUGAGACAUUUUCAACACAGAUUCACCUUGAAGAGCAUCAGACACUACACUUAGAUAGCCUGGGCCCAGCAGGUGGUGGCGUGGUUGCUACGGAAAGUUGUACAGAGGCUGAUGGAGGUGGGGUGUCACUGGUCGGGGCUACACCAUUGUUGGCAGACUUCGAAGAGGUUGUUGAAACUACUACAGUUGCUGACAGUGGGCAGGGUGCAGAGUUAUUAGGUCUGGAUGCAGUUAGAAACGAGUCCGGUCAAGCACAGUAUGAUCUUCUGCAGACCUUCACUGCAUCUGUGAAUCAGUUGACAUCUGAUAACAGCUUACCAACUGCACAAGCUACAACAGACUGUACCUACUGUGGGAAGACUUUCAAGACCAGCAGUGGACUGACCAGACAUGUGGCUCAGGCCCAUCCUCGCACUCUAUCCGAUUCGCGUACUCAGUUCAACUGCUCGGCAUGUGACCGAUCCUUCCCUCUGCUCUCCUCUCUGCUUAACCACCAGCACUCCCACACUCCUGAGCAGAGGUUGCUUGCUGAGGCAGAAGCGGAGGCAGAGAUCGUCUGCCCCUCUCUCUCAUUGCCCCUGUCCUCCUUAAAGAGAGAGGGAGAAGAUGGAGAGAGAGAGAUCCAUGUCAGUCUGAUUGCCGUCACUGAAGAGGGCGAGAGGCGAGCUGUGAAACCAUCUGCCAAAGCUUCAGGGAAGGGAAGCAGGAGAGGUGGAGGUAGCAAGACAUCUGCCGCAAAUAACGAGAGGCCAUAUCGCUGCUCUGAGUGUGGGAAAUCAUUCAAAGGCUCAUCAGGACUAAGGUACCACAUGAGAGACCACACUGGGGAGAGACCGUAUCGGUGCACAGAGUGUGGCAAGAGCUUCAAACGGUCCUCGCUGCUCUCCAUACACCAAAGGGUGCACACAGGUGUGCGGGCCUUUCAGUGCCCCUACUGUCCACUGACCUUUAAGUGGAGCUCACACUACCAAUACCAUCUUCGCCAGCACACCGGUGAGCGGCCAUAUGUAUGUCAGGAAUGUGGCAAGUCUUUCAAGAACACCAGCUGUCUCCGUCGCCACAGUCAGCUCCACUCUGGUCUACGUCCACAUGCUUGCUCGGUGUGCGGUAAGGCUUUCUCUCAGACCUCCAACCUCAAACAGCACGAGCGAACACAUUCUGGAGAAAGGCCCUUUCAGUGCUCCCAGUGCCACAAAAGCUUCACCCACUCAUCCAAUCUGCAGCUGCACCUACGCACACACUCCUCACACAAGGACUUCAAGUGCCAACACUGUGGAAAAGAGUUUGUCAUGCUUUCCUACCUGCAGAGGCAUUUGAGAACUCAUUUGAGAACUUCUGCGGGUGAUGUAGCAUGUACAAAGGAAGCAGGAAAGGUUGUUAAAGGUAGUGGGGCUUCAGAGACAGCAACGCUAAAUGUAAACUUGAAUGUACCUGGAGGGCUUACCUCAUUGUUUCCCACUGAUAGUAAUUCCACUUUGAUUCUUUCACCCCCAAAUCUGGACAUACCUCCAAACACAUCACAGAAUUAUUUCAUGAUACAGACAACUUCGGGUUUGCAGCUGAUCCCACUGUCCAAUCCCACACCAACACAACCAGCCCCACCUCCUCCACCCCCUCCUCCUCCACCACCUCCACAGAAUUUCCUGCUUCUUCAAUGUCAGUCCAACAAUGGAAAUCAGCCUAGUCUGAUCCUAGUCCCCACAGCAUCCAGUACAAACACUCUUCCCACCCCAUCAGAACCACAGACCCUUCCCUUGGUUCAGACUAUUCCAGCAAUGCCCCAAGUUCUGGCAGCACCCCAAACUCCAAUCCAGCCAUUUCAACCAGUUCAGACACAGCAGAGAUUUAUUUUGACCAAUAAUAAUGCUCCACUCAUUACUCACCAGCCUCAAAACACACCGACGAUUGCUCGUCCCAUUUUAGGCAGUCUCGCUCGGAGCAGAAAAGGAGGAACUCGGCGUGGACGAAAGCCUAAAGCUGCUACUCAAAAAUCCCCCCCUGCCCUUCAGACUACACCAGUCAAUCAACCAUUAAUGGUGUCAUCUGCAAGUUCCACAUCGACCACGAUAUCCAGUGCCACUUCUGCUGCUUCAGUAAAGACAAUGUUCCCACAGCUUAAUGCUAAUAAUCCACCAGCUGUUUCGCCUGUCAGCACUUGCCAAGUAUCUGAAAGCCCUUCUGUUCCUGCAGUUAGCAUUAUGUCAGUGACACCAAACUCUAAACUAACAAACAGUUCCCCCAUGUUGAGCAGUGAUUCUGAGAGUGUUGCAGUCAAGAAAGCUGUUAAAGAGAUAUCAAGGGAGCACUUUGUUCUGUGCUUGAAGAAAGAAAUAGAAAAUGGAGAACAGGGGGAUAGGAUGGAAGUGAAGGUGGAGAUGGGAGGACAGAAUGAUGCAGAGCAAUCUUAUGUCUUGCAGAUUGAAGGUGAGCACCAGGAAGAGGGAGAGAAUGGUGAGGGACAAGAGAAGUCAUAUGUCCUGCGAUUUCAGACAGAGGGAGAAUGUGAGGGAGAAGCAGGUAAAGAUAAGACAGGAAUGGUCUCUCUUAACUUACUGCAAGAGUGGACCGAACAGAGUGAGGGACACAGAGCUGCAAAUGCUGAAGGAAAUGUUGAAGUAGAGAAGUCAUUUGUGCUUCAUUUCCAAACUGAGCCUCAAAAUGAGGAUGACAUUCAGCCAAGUUCAGGCUUCAUAGGAGGCCCAGAUGAGGAUCUCAGUCUUUCUUGUCAUUCUGGACAAGCCUUGGUACCCCUAGAAGGGCAGGAUGUGGUGUUUGAGCUUGGUGACGAGACAAAAAUUGAUGGAAGCACAGGUCCAGGAGACAGUGUUCAAAUGAUCGCUCUAAUAGAAGGUGAGGGGAACAGUUCUGGGGCAAGGGGCAGUUUUAAAGGUGCUGUUGGGGCAAACUCUGGGCAAAUGGAGGGAAUCUUCCAGUUAGAGGGUGGAGAAGGCAUUGUUAUAAUUGAAGUUAGCACCAGCAGUUUGAGAGAGAGCGGAAUAGAGGCAGCAGAUGUAGGACAUGAUUUAGUGGAAGGAACUGAGGAAAACCAAACUAAUGAUGCUCAAAGCAGACAGGAAGUAAUGUCAGAAGAGUUAAAAGUUGCUGAAACUGAGAGUUUAUCAACAACAGAGAUGGGGCUGAUUGGAACUUAAGGUCAAGUGGAAUGACUCUGAUAUUUAACAGUUUGCACCUCUAGACACAUUUUCAAAUGCAAAACUACCAGUUGCACAUUUGUUUAUCAAUUCUACAAACUGGGUUAAUGUAAUAGUUCUGUCAUUUUGAAGUGUUCCUAUUGGACGUCUUUAGAGAGUAGGAACAUGCUGACGGUAUUGUACACGACCUAUGUUAGAUCUUGCAUAAAUCAUAUGGCUUGUUGCACACAUAGACAUCCUUAGAACACCACUGUGUCUUCUUCCUUUGUUGUUGUCCCCUGCAAGAAUGCACUUUGCAGGGAUAAAGCAUAUGUUGCUUGGAUACAGUUACAGUUGUUCACCUGGCCCCUACGGGGAGCUGUUUCACAAACCACAGUCAUCAAAUCACAGCCCAGCCAAAAACAGUGGUUUCUCAAUGAAGGAAAUCUUGGUUGCUCUUCUAUAUCCAGGGUGCACUGAAAACAGAAUUUUUAAACUAAUAUGAAAUAUGAACUAUAUUCAGCUAUGCUGUCAUGUUGACAGUGACUGCACAAAGUGAACUUUUGUAAAUAUGUCUACUCUGUUUGUUUUCAGUCUUAAUAUUGGUACUAGAUGACAAUUACCAAUAAAAAAGGUAUUAAUGUCA